AUGUCCGCCUCAGAAGAUUCACUGGCUUCAGAUGUAGAACAGCGGAAAGAAGAAAUAAACGAACUGAAACGUAAAGUAGAAAGCAUUGAAACUAUCGAUAUGAGUAUCAAAGCAAAGAUAGAUACAACGAGAGUUGCUUUGGAACGUCAAGAACGUCAGAUCAGUAAUGUAUUCGUUCACACACGUGCAAUGAAGAGAGUGUUUGAUAUUCUAGACACAAAUAGGUACGUUGUUAUCAAAGGUAACCUGGGAGCCGGAAAGACCACGAUUGCCAUGCACGUCCUAACAGAAUUACAGAAGAAAGGAAUGGCUCCACUACAAGUGACUACGGUUCAAGAUUUAUAUGGAUCCGUUUCACCAUUUUCAAACGUCGCUUUAUUUUUAGAUAAUUUAUUUGGAGAGUUCAUAUUGUCAAAUGAAAUAGAUAACUUUGACUCAAAAUUACAUUUAAUUAGGGCAAUUUGCAGUAAUGACAACACUGUCAAGGGAAACGUUUUGAUUGUAACAAUUAGGAGUGAUAUCUACAAUGAAGCAGCGGAUAAGCGUUCAAUCGGAGAUUCAUUUUUUACAAAUUCUGUGGUUGAUAUAUCUAAUGGAGAUUUUCAACUCCAAAAUUUAGAAAUGAUUGAAUUCUUCACAAAGUAUGGUCUUGAUAAAUUGCUAAAAUCCAAUACUACGUUGGAUAUUGUUAAGAUUGGGAAUACAUUUGGAAUCCCCCAAUGUUGCAGACUUUUGAAGAACAAUCCUACUCUUUCUGAAGACAUCUUUGGUUUCUUGAAGGAUCCAAUUCAAAGCUUAGAAAUGUAUCUUAAAAACAUUUUAGAUAGAAAGGAAUGCAAAACAGCAGUUUUAGUCUAUAUUCUUCUUUGUGGGGGAAGUGUGGAAGAAAAGGUUUUGCAAACAGCACUACAAGACGUACCUAGAAAAAACAAAGCACUUGAAAUUAUUGGAGCCAAAAACUCAACCUUAAUGGAUUUUCAAAAUUCUAUUUAUCAUUAUCGUGAUUCCUUGAUGACCUACGACACCAUUGAAGAAAAAUAUAAAUUUAGUCAUAGCUCAGUACAAGAGAGUUUAUUCAAAUGUCUAGUCAAUUUUUACCCAAAGGAAAUUAUCAAGAGUUGUGAUCAUGUCCUUCUAGAGAGGUUAACAACCUGUAAGAAUCUGUCCUGGAAUUCUGUUGUAAUCACAGAAGAAUUUUUUCAAGACAUAAUUAAAAGAUUGCUGGAAAUGUUAGAAGAAAUGUCAAUUUCUGCAUUUCGGACAAUCUCUCGUCUACAAAUAUGGAAAGAUGAGAAGAUUUUGUUUGAGUGUGAAAAAAAUCAAACCUUGUUAAAUGGAAUCAAACAAAAUACUGAUAGUUGUGGGCAAACAAUGUUAGUUCAUUUUUGUGUAUCUGGUAACAUUAGAUGGGUUAAGUAUCUAUUGCUCUCAUCUUCUCAGGAGCAAAGAUAUAUGUCUUUAAAUGAAGCUUGUGCUCACAAUCAGAAGGAUAUUGUUGACUUGAUUCUAACUACUGAUGUUAAUUAUGACUUAAAAACUUGCUUUCAUGCUGUGCAAAGUGGAGAUCUGGAUAUGCUGUAUCGAUUUACUGACACUGUAGACCUUAAUGAAAAAACAUUUUCUAAUCAUUUUAGAUGGAAUCAAAUAGAAUGUGGUUUACUACACGAGAUUUGCUUUUUUGGCCAAAAUGAUUUAAUACAGCCAGUUCUAGCACGUUACCCACAUUUAUUUGAUGUGCAAAAUGAUCAGGGCGAGAACGCUCUACAUUCCGUUGCCUUUGCUGGGGAUGAAACAAUCUUUAAAAAUAUGAUUAAGAGUGGUUGUGACCCUUACAGUAGGUCUAAUCAUGGUUCCACGGUGCUCCACUAUGCGUGUCAAAACGGCAAACUGAACAUGGUCAGGUAUAUUUGUGACACUUUUCCAAAUUUACUUUCUCCGGAUUAUAAUGACAACGAAGGUAGGUCUCCUUUACACUGGUCAGCUGAAUCAGGAAACAUAGAAGUGUAUGAAUAUUUCAUAGAAAAGGGUGUAGAGCAAACAUUCACUGAUGGUCAGAGUACACCAUUACACGAAGCUUGUAAAACGGGAAAACUAGAUAUGUGUAAGUUCUUAGUCAUUACUUAUCCUCAAUUAAUAGACCUCAAAGACAAUAAUGGAGAGAAUGCCUUAUAUGCUGCAGCAUGUAUGGGUAACAUUGAAUUAUUCAAUUUCCUGUUGGGAAAAGGCUUCGAUAUCGAAACUAAAAGAAAUGAUGGGAAAACUGUGCUUCACCAAUGUUGUAUGAACGGAAAUUUAGAUAUGUGUAUGUUCUUAGUCAAUACUUAUCCUCAUUUACUAGAUAUCAAAGACAAUGAUGGAGAGAAUGUCUUACAUGCUGCAGCUUGGGAAGGUAACAUUGAUUUACUCAAAUUUCUGUUGGAAAAAUCUUUUGAUAUCAAUAGUACAAGAAAUGAUGGGAAAAAUCUGCUACAUAUGUGUUGCAUGAACGGACAACUGGACAUGUGUAAAUACCUUGUCAGCACUCAUCCUCAUUUACUUCAUGUUAAGGAUACUGAUGGAAAUAAUGCCUUACAUGAUGCAGCCUCGGGUGGAAACAUUGAUUUAUUUAAGUUUCUGUUGGAAAAAGGCUUUGAUUUCAAAGUUUCCGCAAAUGAUGGGAAAACUGUACUUCACAUAUGCUGUAUGAACGGUAAACUAGAUAUGUGUAAGUACUUAGUCAACACUUAUCCUCCUUUACUAGAUGCCAAGGAUGACUAUGGGGGAAAUGCCUUACAUGCCGCAGCCUGGGGUGGAAACAUUGAUUUAUUCACCUUUCUCUUGGGAAAAGGCUUUGACAUCAAAGUCAACGCAAAUGACGGUAAAAAUGUAAUUCUUUUAUGUUGUAUGAACGGAAACCUGGAAAUGUUUAAGUACUUGGUCAACAAAUAUCCUCAUUUAUUAUAUAUCAAGGAUACUGAUGGAAAUAAUGCCUUACAUGCCGCAGCCUGGGGUGGGAACAUUGAUUUAUUCAAGUUUCUGUUGGGAAAAGGCUUUGACAUCAAAGUCUCCGCAAAUGAUGGGAAAACUGUGCUUCACAUAUGUUGUUUAAACGGACAACUAGAUAUGUGUAAGUACUUGGUCAACACCUAUCCUCAUUUACUAGAUGUCAAAGACAAGGACGGAAUGAAUAUCUUACACGAUGCUGCCCGCGGAGGCAACCUUGCUAUGCUAAAGUUCGUGUUGGAAAAAGGUUUUGAUAUCAAAACCAAAAGAGGCGACGGGAAAACUGUGCUCCACUUUUGUUGUUCGAAUGGAAAACUAGAUAUGUGUAAGUAUCUAAUGGAAAAUUAUUCUCAUCUAUUAUACAUCAAGGAUAGCAUUGGAAUGAAUGUUUUACAUUCGGCAGCUUGGGGUGGUAACAUUGAUUUAUUCACCCUCCUGUUGGAUAAAGGUUUUGAUAUCAAAACCACAGGAGGCGACGGGAAAACUGUGCUCCACUUAUGUUGUAUGAAUGGAAAACUAGAGAUGUGCGGAAACUUUUUGAUCGAGUCCCCACGUAGAACAAAACAUACGGAGAAACAGCUACUGGCAAUAGCGAAAGACGCUGUCACUGAAGACCCUAACCCUACCCUGUCGACAUAA
Saccostrea echinata is the source of this 3621-nucleotide messenger RNA. RefSeq names its product CARD- and ANK-domain containing inflammasome adapter protein-like. Bases 1 to 3621 code for a protein of 1206 amino acids. Gene Ontology annotation, molecular function: protein binding. The record is from RefSeq and is a predicted model, not a curated record. The transcript is spliced from 6 exons. Lineage: Eukaryota; Metazoa; Mollusca; Bivalvia; Ostreida; Ostreidae.